GGUCAUUUGUGGUCAAAAAAUGGUCAAACGAAUGCAGUUUGAAUUUUUGAAUUUCCUCAUUUUCGGGGGCUAUCUUCGCAUAGCUAAAGAGAAAGUCUUUUAUGAGGACCGAGAUGAGGUUGAAACUGCCAGACUCCAUUGGCAGAAAUUUUUUAGGUAUUAAAGGACCAUCUUCUCUGAUAUCUAUCCCAAAAUUUAAUGUUAUUCAAGGCUUUUCUACUGAUUCUGUGCAUGGAAUUUAUUUGGGUGUUGUAAAAAAAUUGGAAAGUUUAUGGUUUGACAUAACGAGUUGCAGACAAGAGUAUUAUAUUGGUAAUAAAUCACGAACCAAGGUAAUUAACAAGCGAACGUCAUCGUUCAUAAUGCCAAAACCUGGAGGGCGUACACCUCGACCAAUAGAAAACAGAAAGAGUUAUAAUUUUUUACUGUACAUAUGUCUUCCAUCAGUUACAGGACUGUUACCUGAGAAGUACUUUGAGCAUGUCAGUCUUUUAGUUGGAGCAGUUUUUAAACUACUGAAAAAGUCUACAUCUAAAGAAGAACUGGUGAUCGUCGAUAAAUUCUUGGUAAGAUUCGUUGUUGGCAUGCAAGAGUUGUAUGGUAAGGUGCAUAUGACUUUCAACGUACAUUCUCUCCUUCAUAUAACGAGGAGUGUGUUGAACUGGGGUUCUAUAUGGAUUAGAUCUAUGUUCGUCGAUGAAGAAAAGAAUUCUUUAUUAAGGAAAUGUUGUACAGGGCCCACUGGCAUUCGAAGUCAAAUAACUAGGAAAUUUUUGCUUCAGCAGCAGUUUUCUUCUCCAUCAAUUCUUAAAAGCUGUAGCGAGCCAGUUGUAUCAUAUGUGUCAGAGCUUCAUGGUAAUAAAAGACAUGCCAUUCAAAGUACAGUUAGUCCUGUGCUUUUGAUUGGUAAACCAUUGAAAAAUAUCCAAAUAUUUUUUUCAAACUGUGAAAACCUGACACUUUAUCCGAAGAUGAUUUUUUGCAAUUAAAUAUUUUCCAUAGAAAAUGUCAACUAUUCAGAGUCAUUAAUUCAUUCAAAUGAUGAUAAAGUUGGAGAUUGUCCAUGAUAAUGUAAAUAAUGAUGUUAUAAUAUUAUUUAAAGAGUACGUCAAGGUAGGUCUUGUUUCAAAAAAUGUAUGCUGUUUGUUUUUUACUAAUAACCAAAUAACUUAUACCAUAAAAGCUACAGAAAUUGGUGGAAAAUGUGUAAAAGUUGACAAUGAUGGUAAUUUAAUUUUUGUAAAAACAGUGAGUAAUUUUGAAUAUAUUACCUAAAUUUAUCUUUUAGUUUUACUAUAACUAUACUGCUUCUAUAAAUUCUAUAACUAUACUGCUAUAACUAUGCUUCUUUAAAUUCACUUUUGUGGUUUGAUAUUUGAUGUAAUAGGGCAAAAUCAUUAUCUCUAUCUUAAAUAGAGUGUUGAUCAUAAAUAUAUGUACUUGUUUAUACUGUAAAAUUUUUAAGAAGUUACCAUCCACAUGCAUAAGUUAUUUUUUAUUUACACUUGUGAGGUGUGGUGCAUAGGGGGGAAUAAAAGGCAAUGGCUAGCUCACUUUUUAUUUUAUUUUAACCAACAUGAUUAUAAUUAAACACACAGCACAUUCACAGACAUAGCAUAUAAAACAUAUAUGAAGAAGUAAAAAGUAAGGAGCUCUGCAUGGCAGGUUGCAUCGUUCGUCUAUUACCACGCACUCUCUGAGUUUUUUUCUAGUUUCUUCUAGGAGGCGUUGCUAGUUCUAGUUUCUCCACAGACUCCCCCUGUGGCUCUGAUGGCGCCUCGAGGAGGAACCAGUAUAUCUUUCCUGUGACGUCCCCUUCUUUUUACAGGAGCGACAGAUCCUCCAGUGUCUCUUUUUACUUCGGGUUCCAUAUAAGAUUUUAAAGAUGACACGUGAUAAGUUCCCAGAGUUUGGUCUGGACUGGCCGGGUCGGCAAUCUCAUAAGUUGUUGGGGAUCGAUUAGUUAGAACUACGUAAGGUCCUUCUCUUCUGGGCAUAAAUUUUCUACUUUUCUUAUUUUUACUAAUUGGGUGGAUGUUUACCCAAACUUUGUCACCAGGUUUGAAGUAUAGUGAUCGUUGACGACGAUCAAAAUUUGCUUUCUGUUGAUCCUGUUUGCAUUCGACUCGUUCUUUCAUCCGAGCUGUUAGACGAUCAAACCUUUUUAGAUAUGGUGUUAUCUCAGGCACAAAGUUGUGACGGGUACGGCCCCUAGCUGGACCUUCGUAUACUUCCAUUUCUCUCUUGCAACGGUCCUGUUUUGAAUUUCUGACAAUCACAUAAUAAUUGCAUUGACCUAGUGAGCGAAUAUUAUUUUAUUUACUUUCAAAUUCACCAUGAAGCGUAUUUCGGGUCAGGUAGGUAAGGGGAUUAUGGUCUGACACAAUUUGUACUUUGGAAUCAAAAGUCCAAGUAUCAAACUUUUUCAAAGCUUCGAUGACACAAAACGCUUCCCUCUCAAUAGUUGACCAUCGUUGUUGGCAAAGAUUUAGUUUUUCUUUUCCUUGUUCAGUAUUUUGAACUAUACUCGCUUGUAGUGGCUAUUUAAGGUGAUUAAAUAGAUUUGCAACAUUUAUUGUGAAACUGAGAAUUAAUUGUCUAUGAUUCUUCAAUAGAUAAUUUAGAUUAAUCCUAACCCUAGUUCGGUCUGAUUAGGACUGAAGUAAUGUGACCAAGAAUCCAGAGGAGAGAACUUAUAUUCAUUAAAUAAAAAGUACA
Parasteatoda tepidariorum (common house spider) is the source of this 2718-nucleotide messenger RNA. Lineage: Eukaryota; Metazoa; Arthropoda; Arachnida; Araneae; Theridiidae. The record is from RefSeq and is a predicted model, not a curated record.